CACUUCAUUUACUACCUAUUGACCCUUCACGUUCAGUACUUCAUUCACUACCUAUUGACUCUUCACGUUCAGCACUUCAAUCAUUACCUAUUGGUCAUUCACGCCCAGUACUUCAUUCAUUACCUAUUGACCAUUCACGUUCAGAACUUCAUUCAUUGCCUAUUGAUCCUUCACGUUCAGCACUUCAAUCAUUACCUAUUGAUCAUUCACGCCCAGUACUUCAUUCAUUACCUAUUGACCAUUCACGUUCAGUAAUUCAUUCACCACCUAUUGACCUUUAA
Molecule: messenger RNA, 281 nt
Organism: Limulus polyphemus (Atlantic horseshoe crab)
Lineage: Eukaryota; Metazoa; Arthropoda; Merostomata; Xiphosura; Limulidae
Product: balbiani ring protein 2-like
Exons: 1
Source: RefSeq, a predicted model, not a curated record